Messenger RNA from Striga hermonthica, 3957 nucleotides. The record is from the annotation of a GenBank genome assembly. NCBI's taxonomy places the organism in Eukaryota, Viridiplantae, Streptophyta, Magnoliopsida, Lamiales, Orobanchaceae.
AUGGGGAGAAAGAAGCCAACCGCCCGUGACGAUGAGAGCGGCCCGGCGGUGGCAGCUGCAGGAGGUAAAUCGAAGAAGAAAGGUUUUGUAAUUGCUGAUGAUGAGUAUUCUAUUGGUACUGAAAUCUCGGAGGAUGCUGUUGUACCCAAAGAGAGUGUGGCGCUGCCUGCUGGCAACAAAAAGAAGGGAAAGAAAGGGGUUACCAAGAAAACAGCUCCCAAAGACGAGGAUGAAGAUGUGGACGAUAAUGAGGUCAGGGAAGAGGAAGCGGAUGAGGAAGAUGUUCCUGCGAUCAAGUUUGCUGGGAAAAAGAAGGCUAAGGGGAAGAAGGGAGGAGCUAACAGCGUGUUUAGUGCUUCGUCAUUUGGAUUAUUGGGAGACGAUGAAGAUGGGGAUGAUGAUGAGGCGAAGGAUAAUGGUGACGAGGAUGAGGAAGCAGAUGAGCCGGUGAUUGAAUUUUCUGGAAAGAAGAAGCCUUCAAAGAGUAAGAAGGGCAGUGGCGGUGGGUCGUCUGCGUUUGAAUUGCUCGACCAUGAUGAGGAUGAAGAGAGUAGGGACAAAGAGGAGAGUUCUAAGGAGGAAGAAGAGGAUGUCGGUAUUACAUUUACGGGUAAGAAGAAGAAGAAGUCAUCAAAGGGUUUGAAGAAGGUUUCUGGAAACUCUUUUGCAGCUGUGCUUGAUGAAGAAAAUGAUGAGGAUGCUUCCGUUUCAAAAAUUAGGGAUGAUACGGCAGAAGGUGAUGAUGAUGACCAGGAGCAAGAUGUUUCGGUAGUUAAAUUUUCGGGUAAGAAGAAGUCGUCUAAAAAGAAGAACGUGACUUUUGAAAAUGGGAGUGGUGAUGCAACCUCUGAUUCCCUUGAACCGAGCCAACACCCUGAUGAACCUAAUACACAGAAGCAGACAAAUGAAGCUGUUGCGGAUACUUCGAAGAACAAAAAGAAGAAAAAGAAGGGUGGUAAAACUGGUCAAGAAGAAGAUGACUGGGAUAAAAUCCUCACUGAAUUUGGUGCGGGACCUCCUGAGUCGAAACAUGUUUCAGCUUCUGUGGAUGCUCCAACUGCACCUCCCCCGGAAGACAAGGUACAGAACCAGCCCGAGGUCGAAGAUGAAAAAGAAGAAGAUGGGCCUGCAGAGUCUGCAGCUGCAAAGAAGAAAAAAAAGAAGAAGGAAAAAGAAAAGGAGAAAAAGGCAGCAGCUGCUGCCGCUGCAGUCGAGGAAAAACAGAAAGAGACCAAAGCCGAGGAGAGUAAAUUGGCUGGGAAGAAAGUUCCCAAGCAUGUUAGAGAGAUGCAGGAGCGACUUGCCAAACAGAGGGAAGCUGAGGAGAAGAAAAAACGGGAAGAAGAGGAGCGAUUGAGGAAAGAAGAGGAGGAAAGGCUUCGGAAGGAAGAGGAGGAAAGGAUAGCAGAAGAGAAAAAGCGCUUAAAGAAAGAAAGAGAGAAGGAGAAGCUUUUGAAGAAAAAGCAAGAAGGAAAGCUUCUCACUGGGAAGCAGAAGGAAGAAGCUCGUAGGCUAGAGGCAAUGAGGAAGCAAAUUCUAGCUAAUGCUAACUUGCAAAUAUCCACGGGAGAAACUGUUGGGGCACCUGCCAAACGACCUCUAUAUCAGAAGAAAAAGCAAAAGCCAGUAGCUCAAUCGAAUGGAGCAGCCACAUUAGACAGUGUUGAAAGUGCAGUUCCAGAGGAUAAUCAGCAAGAAACUGUCUCCAGGCUGGAUUCCGUGGAAAGCGAGAAUGUCGAGGAUGUUGCUUCAGCGACUGUAAAGGAUAAAAAUUAUGGUCCUGAUGUAGUUCAAGAGAAUGUAGUGGAUGAAGAGGAAGAAGAAGAUGAUGACGAAGAAUGGGAUGCUAAAAGCUGGGAUGAUGCUGAUCUGAAAUUGCCAGGAAAAAGUGCAUUCGCUGAUGAAGAAGUUGACUCGGAGCCUGAACCUUUGCCCAAGAAAGAGAUAAAGAGUGCGCGUCCUUCAACUCGAGAUGUUGAGGUACCGCACGUUGCAGCCAAGACAGUUGGUAUGACUGAGAAUGUGGACAUUCGAAAAAAGAACUCUGAGGCUGAGGAUGCCCACAGGAACAAUAAUAAGGUUUCUGUUCCUGAGAAGAAGGACAAAAAAGAAGUUCUUGACAAGAGAGAGGAACGUCAAAAGUCAGAUAAUCAGCCUGCCCAGGGUGAGCAGAAUUUGCGGUCUCCAAUUUGCUGUAUCAUGGGCCAUGUUGAUACUGGUAAGACAAAAUUGCUUGAUUGCAUAAGAGGUACCAAUGUCCAAGAAGGUGAAGCUGGUGGGAUUACACAGCAAAUUGGAGCAACCUAUUUCCCUGCUGAGAACAUUCGUGAGAGAACGAAGGAACUCAAAGCUGAUGCAAGACUGAAUGUCCCAGGUCUAUUGGUGAUUGAUACACCUGGUCAUGAAUCUUUUACUAAUCUGCGUUCUCGAGGGUCAGGGUUAUGUGAUCUUGCGAUUUUGGUGGUUGAUAUAAUGCAUGGGCUGGAACCACAAACCAUUGAAUCUCUCAAUCUAUUGAAGAUGAGAAAUACUGAUUUCAUAAUAGCCUUGAAUAAAGUGGACAGAUUGUAUGGAUGGAAAACAUGCCGCAAUGCACCGAUACAGAAAGCAAUGGAGCAACAGACAAGCGAUGUUAAAAUUGAGUUUACUCAUCGGCUUAAGGCGGUUAAAGAUCAGUUGCAGAUUCAAGGUCUAAAUACUGAGUUGUAUUACAAGAGGAAAAAAAUGGACGAAACAGUCAACAUCGUCCCCACUAGUGCAAUAAGUGGUGAAGGUGUCCCUGACUUGCUGUUGCUGCUGAUUCAGUGGGCACCGAAGACAAUGAUUGAUAGACUUACAUACAGUAGUGAAGUGCAGUGUACUGUCUUGGAGGUCAAAGUUAUUGAAGGACAUGGGACAACAAUUGAUGUGGUUCUGGUGAAUGGCGUGCUUCAUGAAGGAGAUCAAAUAGUUGUUUGUGGCUUGCAGGGACCAAUUGUGACCACAAUUAGAGCCUUAUUAACACCACAUCCGAUGAAGGAGCUCCGAGUCAAGGGGUCUUAUUUGCAUCAUAAAGAAAUCAAGGCUGCUCAGGGUAUCAAGAUCACAGCCCAGGGCCUUGAGCAUACAAUUGCAGGGACCAGUCUUUAUGUUGUGGGGCCACAUGAUGAUUUGGAAGACAUCAAAGAAGCAGCUAUGGAAGAUAUGAAGUCAGUAAUGAGUAGAAUUGACAAAAGUGGUGAGGGAGUCUAUGUUCAAGCGUCUACUCUUGGGUCGUUAGAAGCAUUGCUGGAGUUCUUGAAGACUCCGGCAGUUAAUAUACCUGUCAGUGGCAUAAGCAUAGGGCCAGUACACAAGAAAGAUGUAAUGAAGGCGAGUGUGAUGCUUGAGAAGAAAAAGGAAUAUGGGACAAUAUUGGCUUUUGAUGUUAAAGUAACCCAAGAAGCUCGGGAGCUCGCUGAUGAGCUUGGUGUAAAGAUAUUUAUUGCGGACAUUAUUUACCACCUAUUCGAUCAAUUUAAGGCUUACAUUGAUAAUCUCAAGGAAGAGAGGAAGAAGGAGGCUUCUGAGGAAGCAGUUUUUCCGUGUGUCCUGAAGAUAAUGCCAAACUGUGUGUUCAACAAGAAGGAUCCCAUUGUCUUGGGAGUUGAUGUCCUUGAAGGCACAGUGAAGGUUGGGACUCCUAUAUGUGUUCCUCAGAAAGAUUUCAUUGAAAUUGGUCGGAUAGCUUCCAUUGAGAAUAAUCACAAGCCUGUUGAUUAUGCCAAGAAGGGCCAGAAGGUGGCCAUUAAGAUUAUUGGCAGCAAUCCUGAGGAACAGCAGAAGAUGUUUGGCAGGCAUUUCGAGAUGGAGGAUGAGCUUGUGAGCAAAAUCAGUAGAAGCUCACUUGACGCUCUUAAAGAAAAUUACAAGGAUGAUUUGUCUACUGAAGAGAAAAGGCUAUUGUUUAAACUGAAAAAGCUCUUCAAGAUAACGUGA